AUGAACGAUUUAGUAUGCUUAAAGUUAUUAAAAACUAAAAAAGGAAAUAACCGGAAUAAGAUAUAUACAAUUUUACCAAAUGAUAGCAAUAACAUAAUAGCUUUAUUAUACAUAAAAAAUGGAAAAAAUAUAAAGGAAGAAAAUUUUAAAUUAUAUUUCAAUGUUUUGAAUAGUUAUAGUGAUGAUAUCUUACUAAAUAAUAAUACAAUAAAUGCUUUUUGGAUUUACUGCAAUAAGGAUAUUUUUACAAAAAAUAAAUCUGUGAAACCUCAAAUUCCAAUUCUGGUUUCACAGCAACAUGAUCAUUUGAAUUUUUACUUUUUUACCAAUGCUCAUAAAAUAAAUUUGCAUUUGGAAAGCCGUGAAAUAAUAAUCAAAGAUGAACGAUUAUAUUUCGAUAUUUAUAAUAAGACUGAUGGAAAAACAUAUGAGCAUAACACAUUGUACAAUUUUUAUAUUACCUAUGAUAAAUUGUUUCAUUUUAUGGAGACAUUUAAUAAAAAAUUGUCUAUAUUGGAAUCAUUAUCUAAAAAGUUUAUAAAAAUAAUAUUGAAGGAUGAAAACUCUUUUUUUAUUAUACUAAAUGACAUAAUAUGUGCAGAAUUUGUUUCAAAUGGGUUAUGUUUACAGGUGAAAAAAAUAUUUGCCCUUCAAAACAUAUUGAUGGAUGUAGAUAAUUAUAUUUAUUUCAGUAAAUGUAUUUCAAGGAAUAAUUUCUUAUUUCUUUUGACUUUGACACCACAACAAUUUCUGAUUAUUUUCAAGGAAGAAGUGCCAUAUUUGGCAAUAAAUAUAAACAAGCACGUAUUAACAUUUUUUAAGGAUUUUGAGGUGAAUUAUGAUGUAUCGACUGUGCUUUUGAUAGAUUUAUGCAAUCAUGUGUGGUCCUUUGAUAUCCGAGCGUUUUCUGAUUUAUAUUUAUUUGAAGAAAAAGAUAAUACAAGCUUAAAGAAAAAUAUAAAAAUAAAAAGUGUAAAAAUACAUUCACUUUAUUUAAAAGGAGAUUCCGAAAAAAACACAAAAAUAAAUGAUAUUAAAAAUGUAUAUAAAGAAAUAUAUUGUGAAAAUAAUUACAUCAAUGAAUGUAAUUCUAAUAAUAAUACGAAGAUAAAUUUAAAAUCUUAUUUUCCUGACUAUUUUAAAUUCACAAAAAAAAAAAUUUACGUAAAUAAAAAUUAUAAUAACAAUGAUGAUUGUAACAUUAGCUUAAAAAGUUACAAAUAUUUAGAAUAUUCAAAAUAUUCAUAUAUAAUUUGUAAAUUAAAAAAAAUAUAUUUCUUGAAUAGUGAAAAUUUAUAUCAAACUAUUAAUUCUGUUGAGAUAGAGGAUGAAAAGGAGAAAUCCAUUAGGGGGAAUUUUGAUAUUUUAUAUUUUUAUGUUCAAAAUGAAAAUUAUAAUUAUAGUUUGAGCAAAAUUAACCUCUCUAACUAUGAAAAUAGUAUGCAAAUUUUUAAUAACAAUUAUGAAGAUAAUAUAGAUUAUAUGGAAUCUCAAUUAAAUAAUAGACAAAUUGAUCACUACAUUGAAGAUAAGUAUAAUAUUUUACAAAAUGAAGAAAUUUACAAUAGUGUUGUUGACCCCAAAAAUAGAAUUAAUCAUAGUAUGGAUCAUACUAAUAUUUUAUAUGAUAAUAAUAACAAUGAGAUAGAAAAUUAUUCUUAUGAUAUAAACGCAGUCAAAGAUAAUUAUGAAAAUAUAAAUGUACAUAAAUUAAAAAAUAUAGAAAACGGGGUAAACAGUCUUAAUAGCGUGCUACCCAAGUAUAUUCAACUUAUUAAUAUGUAUCCCAUUUAUUGUGAUAUUAGAAAGUUAUUUUUAAUUAGUAGAUUUAAAUGGGAUUAUUAUGAAGAUACAAAAAAUAUUAAUAAUAAUUUGAUAUACAAUGAAAGCGCCUAUAAAAACAGAAAGUUUCUCUAUAGUAAAAAAAUGAACUUGGUGAAAAUUAACUCAUGUAAAGAAUAUUAUUUUAUUGAAAUAUUUUUUUUUAAGAAAAAUGAGAAUAUAAAUAAAAGGUGUGUAAUAGUAUUAAGAAAUACAAAGGUAAACAGAAACUUUGAAUUUCUACUUGUUCUUAAAAAUUACAAUUAUUUUUAUGUAAAUGAGAAAAAAAAACAUUGUCUUUUUAAUGUUGAUAACACAUUAUGCAAAUUAGUAUUUAAAAAUAAUAUUAAUACAUUGAUUAGUAUAUGUGCAUAUAAUAUACGAGAAAAAGCAACAAGUAUUAUAAAGGUAAAUAAUUUAAAAAGACAAUACUACUACUUCAUAAUGCUAUAUAAUGGUUUUUUAAAUAAAGAUAUAUUUUUAAUAAAAAAAAGCUUAAAUAUUCAUAAGUAUAAAGAAAUGCUAUUAUUCUGUAGAAUAUUAUUUCAUUAUAUUUGGAAUAAUUUUAAUAUGGAUAUUAUUUAUUUUUAUUUUAUUGAUUAUUUUUCGUUUAUAAAUCAUAUAUGGAAGAAAAAAUAUAAAAACAAAUUUAAAUAUAUUAAGAAACAAAUAAAAGAAAAAAAAGAAUUUAUACAAAUAUACUUUUCCUUGAACUUAAAAAAGAUAUUUGACAUAGUAGAUAUUGUUGGAAAAAAAUAUCUCUGUUUUCAAAAUAACAAAGAACUUAAAAACUCAUUAAUGCAAGACAUUUUCGAUGUUAAUCAUAAGAGGUCACAGAAAAAAAUAAAUCUGGAUAACGAGUACAAAAUGAAAAAUAAAGACAUGGUGCAGAAAAAUGAAAAUAAGAAAGGCCAAGCGAAAAGUCAACAAGUGCAAAAAAUACAAAUGUCUAACAACUGUAAUACUGAAAAUUAUAGUAUCAGAAAUAGUAAAACCCAAACAAAAUCACACUUAAUUAAACCAGAUAAAUAUAUCUCGAAUGAUAAAAAUUUUAAUAAUUAUGAGAAACUAUAUAAUAACACCAUAAAUGUAGAACAAAUAAAAGGAAAUGUAAAUUCAAAUAGUAUAUACAAAAUAAACAAUAGUAAUAAAAUAAUUGAAAUGGAUAAUAAUCAAACGAAUAAUUUAAAUAACUAUAAAGAAAGAGUUCUAAAUUCAUCAUAUGAUGAUAUGAAGAAAAUGAAUAAAAAGAAAAAAAAAAAUGAAGAAAAGAAGGUAAAUAUAUUUUCAAAAGAUCAAGAAGCUGAUAUUGGCACCGAACAAAUUCGACAAAAUAAUAAUUACAAUAAUUUAGAUAAUAAAUACUCACAAAUACUUGAAUUUUAUUAUUUUGAAAAAAUGUGUUAUAACGAACAUUAUAAUAUAUUUGUUAAUAAAAAAUAUAGUAAGGAAAUAUGCACAAUUACAUUGCAUUUUAUUAUAUCAUUUAUUGAUCGCUUUGGGGGGAAAAUAAAUAAUAAAAAGUUACUAGGAAAAAAUAAAAUGAAAAAAAUAUUUUUAGAAAUGAAUAAAUAUAUAUAUAUGGUUAAAAUGAUUAUGAGCAUAAUAGAAAGAAAUUAUUAUACAAAUAUAGAGAAAAAGACAAAAAGAAAUGUAAGCAAAAUAAAUGUUUGGAGAGACAAUAAUUUUUUUUAUAAAUAUAAUGGAAAUAAUUGUGAACAAAAUUUUAUAAAUCAUGCAUAUCUAAAUGUAUAUAAUAUGUAUGAUACUAUUUCAGAAAUGUUAUAUGUCGAAAAGUUACAUUCUGACAAAAUAAAUAAAUUAAUUCUUAAUCAUUAUCAUCAUUUUAAUACGUCUAAUAUUAAUAACCAAGUAGACAAAUUUAAAUGUAAAAAUGAUGAAGACAAAAGUAAUCAUGAUUUGUUACUUCAAGCUGUUAAUAAAAAUGCUGAAAAUGAACAAAUCAACCUUAAGGAUAAAGUUCAUAAUAUAAAUCGUUUAUUAAAUUUGGAGCGAAAUGAAAAAUUGAUGAAGCACAACAAUUCUAAGGAUACAAUUACCAACUGUACAUAUGAUAGAAAAUUUUACAACACAUACAGACUAGAAAACAUAAUGAAUAAUGAAUAUAGAGAUAAGCUGAAUGAAAAAGAUUAUAAAAAGUUAUUUUUUUGUUUAUGUUACUGUUAUACAAUAAUAACAAAAAUGAAGAAAAUUCCUUAUCUUAAUAUGAAGAAUGUAUUAUAUAAAGAAGUAAUUAAUUCAAAUAAAUUAAUUAAUAAGAACAUUACAUUUGAUUAUGUUAUUUAUGACAUUCUUAAUAAUAACAACCUUAGUGCAACCAUUUAUUAUAUUUAUUCAAAAAAAUACGAAUUUUUUUUUAAUUUUAUCGUAUUAUAUUUCAAUUAUUAUAUUUUGCAUAACUUUUUUCUGAAUACACGAAAUGUAUUUAUUAAAAAAUUUUAUGAUUCUGUUACUCGAGGAAUAGAAAAUUAUAAUACUGGUAUAAAGAAUGAUAAUGUUGAUAAAAAAUGUAAGAAUAAUAAAUUAAAUAGCAAGGGGGAAAAAGACAAAAAAGGGGAAAAAAAGAGGAAGAAAUCAGAGUAUUACUCAUUUUUUAAUAAUUUCUUAAAUGCAAUUAUAAAUGAUUUUGACAACGUAAUUAAUAAAAAAGAAGGAUCUACAUAUAAUCGAUUUAUUUAUGAUUUGUUUGAAAACAUUCAAAAUUAUGAACUCCAUAGAAGAAAUACAUAUAAAAAAAUGAUAAAUAGUAAAGAUGCCGUUGAUCCAAUCAUUAGCCAUAAAAUGGAUUAUAACAAUAAUACAAAUAAAACAGACAUUGUACAAAGGGGAAGAGAUUGCAAUUAUAUAGAGAUGGACAAAUUUAAUUCUAUUAAUAAAACUGAUCGAGAUAUAAAUAAUUUUAAAAUAUAUGGGAAUAAUUCACAUUUUGAAAAAAAUUGUAUAAUAGAUGCUAUUUAUGAAAUAUACAAUAUGUACUAUAAUAUAAAAGACAAUUUUAUAAAACUGGAAAAUGAGAUGAAUGAAAAAAACAUGGAUAGUGUUUUUAAUUUUCAUUAUAAUUUAAAAAAUUCUGUUAAGUGUAAUUUGCAAAAUAUAAUUCUAUUAAUUUAUAAAUUAAUCAUAAAGGACAAAAAAAUAAAUAAAAUAAAUAGUUGUUUUAAAGAUCAAAUAAUGAAACAAUUAAUAAGAAAUUCCAAAAUACCAUUUGCUUUUAUGCAUUUGAAUCCACACGAAAUUAUAAUAAAUUAUUAUGGAAUAGUUAUAUACAGAUUAUUAUGCAAUAAUAUAGACAAUUAUCUAGAUAUAUGCAUAUAUAUAUUGAAAAUAUUAUGCGUUGAUGUUUUAAAGUUUUUUAAAGCUAUAGCUUUUUAUACAGUAAAAAAAUAUAUUAGAAAUAAACUGCUACUUUUUUUGACCAAAAAUAAAUGUUCAUUUAAUCUAGUUGAUAAAAAAGCUAUAAAAUUUAUUUCUAUUUUAGAAAUAUUUUAUAAAAAUAGUUCAUAUACUACUGAGCAUAAUAAUGAAUAUACUAAAUAUAUAUUGAACAAUAAUAUUUUUAGACUAUAUGAAAAUAUGACAUUUUUUAAGGCUUUCAAAAAUAAUAUACUUCAAGCUGGUUAUAAUUACAUUUUUAAUAUAACAUAUAAAGAAAAAAACAUUUUAAAUAUUUUCAAUUAUCUCAUAAAUAUGUAUAAUAAAUUAUUUCCACAAAAUACAAGUUUUUUAAGUUAUUUUAAUCAGAUGUCUCUCUUAUUUAUUCCUUUCAUUAUACAGAAUUUUUAUUGUACUUAUGACAUUAGCAUUUUAGAUAGUGAUCAAAAACAUAUAGACAAGGAAAAACGAAAAAAAAAUCAAUCAAAAUUAAAGGAUACACAUUUAUUUUUACAAAAUGUAAAAAUUAAUUACAAAAAAAAGAAGAAAACAAGAGGAAUCAUAAUGGCAGUUGAUAAUUAUUGGCACCAUAAGCAAAAUAUGCACAUCUACACAAAAAAUAAAAGUAUCAUCCGUUACUCUAAGAUUCUUCAUAAAAUUCGUAAUGAAAGAUGGAUGCAUCAUUUAAAAUCAAAUAAAAUUUCUCAUAAAACAAAUAAAUGGAUUAAAAUUUCUAUGUACAAAAUAUCCGAUUUUUAUAGAAACAGUUUUAUAAAUAAUAAUAAACGCAUAUCAAAUAUAGAAGACACUAAAAAUUUUAAUAAAAAACAUGUUUUAUCAAAAACGCAUUUAAAAAAUGAAUUAAAUUAUGAUGAAUCUAUAAAAAGUUUGGAAAAUAAAUAUGAUAAAAAUAAAUAUCAUAUACCAAAUAAUGUAGAAGCAAUUAAAGAGCUUAUGAACACAGAAAAAUACAUGAAUCAUGAUAAUAAAAAUGGUAAUCUAAAUUUUUCUAAUAAAUAUGUUUAUUGCUAUUAUGCAAAUAAAAAAGGAAAUGAAAAUAUCAUCACUUAUAAUAUGGGAAAAAAUUGGAUGAAGCUAAAAGGGAAAGAAAUAGAUGAUCUAAUAUAUAUUUGUCACAAAAAUUUAGAUACAAAUAUUAUUAAAGAAAAAAAUAUAAAAAGCAUAAAUAAAUAUAUACACGAUUUUAAUUCAAAUAAAAACCCGUGGCAUUGUGAUUAUAAUUAUGAUAAUGAAUGUUAUUGUUAUUUAUGCUUUACAAAUAAAAAUGAAAAUCAAGAAAAAAAUUUAAAAAAAAAAAAAAAAAAAGUUGAAUGUAAAAAUGAAGACGAAUUUAUGAGUGUGCCUAUUGAUUAUAAUUAUUGCAACGUUGAUGCAAUAGACACAUUUGUUCUUCAUAAUAAUCAUAUUAUUGAAAAAGUUUCAGAAAUCGAUUAUAAAGAUAAAGUUAUUACUAAUGAUAAAAACAAUGAAUAUUCAUAUGUAAAUAAUACAUUUAUACUUGAAAAAAAUUGUAAUAUAAAUAAACAAUAUACAAAUAUGAGCUCAAACAAAAUUACGGCUUUAUCCGAAAAUAAUAAAAAUGAAAAAUAUAAUCAUAGUAUAACUCACGAAGGCAAGAUGAAUCAAAGUACUUAUGGAGUAGUAUCUCCCGUUUUAAAAAAAUAUGAAAAGUGUGUAUAUAAUUACAAACUAGUUCCACUUGAACUUUCUACUCAUGGAUCUUAUUUAUGUUGUUCUUUGUCAAUGUUAAAAACUGUAAAUACUAAUAUUAUGCUAAGAAUUGUAUUAGAAAAAAGAGGGAUUUUAUUUUUACACUUUAUAUUAAAUUAUUUUUUAAUUAAAAAUACAAAAAGAAAAACAAAAUUCUCCAUGAAAAAUGAGAUAUUUACGCGUAAUAGUUCUCUUAUAGUACGAGAAAAAAAAUAUGGAGAUAUAAAAAAAAGACAACAACAAAGACAUAAUAUACCUGAUUCUACAUAUCCAUUUUUAAUUAGUAAUCAAUAUGAUGAGGAUUUAAUUGUAUUUAAUAAUAUGGCCAAAGAAAAUAAUCAACGUUUCAGAGAAAAUAACAAAACAAUUGUGAACAAUUUAAAUGCGAAACCAAUUUAUAAGCAUGUAGUUUUAAAGAAUUGUAACAAUAAUAAAAAAAAUAAAAUAAAAAUAAAAAAUUUAUUCUAUGAGUUAAUAAAAUUAAUGAAUAUAAAAUCAUAUGAUGACAAAUUGUUUAUAUAUAUUUUAAAUUAUUACAUUGAUAACAAUAAUAUAUCUAUUAUAUUUGUUGUUCUAAUAACAUUAAAAUAUUUUAGCAACAAUUUUUUCAAAACGCUUCACAAAUCGAAAGAAUUCAAUUUUUAUAAAAUUAUAAAAAUUGGGACUAAAGACAAAAGUCUUAACGAAAAAAAUGAUAAAACAUAUACAUCAAAUGAAAAUAUAAAAGAAAAGCGUUCAAAUUUUUGUAGUAAAAAACAACAAAAUAUAGAUUUUAAUAUAAACAUAAAUUCAUACGAAAAAUACUUCUUAAAAAUAAUAAGUUAUAUUCAAAAUAAUUUAAGAAAUAAAGCGAAUAGUUUUAUAUAUGAAUAUAUUGAGUCUAUUUUGGAAUCCCUUGGAAUUUUUUUAUACAAUUUUGAUUUUUUAUAUAACCUGACCUUUUUGAAUAACUGUUCAUCCUCUCCAUGUGUAUGUUUAAAAAAUAAAAAAAAUAGUGAAUGCACUCAAAACACCAAUUUAAAAGUGCUGAACAAGUUAGGAGACAAAAAAAGCGACCAAAAUUUCUUUAGUUUGAAUAUUUUAAAGAGUAGAAAUCCUGAUAUAUAUAUAUCUUAUAAUAUGAUGACAAAACUUAGUAGAAAUUUUUUAUUAUUCAAUUAUUUAUCAUAUGAGCAUAUUAAUAAUAAGUUCGGCAUGAAUAGUCAUGAUUAUUUUGGAGAUAAUGAUGUUUUUAAAUUAUAUAAUAAAAAAUAUGUAUCAACAAAUAAAAUCAAUAAUUUCCACAAAUUUGUGCUUAGUUACUUUUUAGCUAAUCAAACUUAUACAUCUAUGUAUUUUUUUAUUUUGAAAAAUAUGAGUUUGUUUCAAUCAUUUAAAAAUUGCAACUAUUUAGUAAAACAUGUGUAUCGAAAAGAAGAAAAUAAAAAUGGUUUGUUAAAUAUGUCUUCCAAUUUAUAUAUAUCACAUGCACCUUGUUAUUUAUAUUCUCGGUUAUCCAAUAAUUUGUUGCCAUUAUCUUUAUACAAUGCUGGUACAAUAUUUAUAUAUGAGUUAAAAGCAUAUCUCCUAAAAAAUAAAAAAAUAUCAAAAAAAGCAUGUUUAAAUAAAGACCCAUUAAUGGAUAUAUCUACAUGUAAUCAAGAAAGAGAAUACAAAGAAAAUGAGAAUAAUGAAGUCGAUUUUAACGAAUGGAAUACCAGUCAAAGUAUUAAUCAAAUGUGCAAACAAAUUUUAAGAAAAGAUAUUGAUGAUAUAUACUAUAUACCUCUCAAUAUAUUAAGCUUUUUAAAUGUAAAAUUAUUCUUAUGCAUAUUUGUAUUUAGCAGUGUUGAUAUAUUCGAUUUCAAUACAAACAAUCCAGAUAAUCCUUUAUAUGUAAAUAUAUAUUAUUUUAAAAAAUUGACUAAAUGCUUUGCUACAUCGAUUUAUGAAGCAUAUUUCGGUUGCAAAUCAAAUUUUAAAAAAAGUAUAAAACAAAAGCUAGAAGAAGAAAAACGAUUGAAUAAGCAUAUAUUUAAACUAGCUAUAGAAAAUUUAAAACGGUACAAAGAAAAUUAUAUAAAUAUUGUGAAUCGAGAAAACAGUACCGAAAAUGAUAUACAUGAAAUUAGAGAUAGCUAUGGAAAAUCGAAUUCACUCAACAAAAUUGCAAUAGGUAAUAAUAAUCAAUACCAAUUUUGCUUUGAAAAUAUAACAUUAAUAAAAAAAAUAAAGAAUAAUAACUAUGAAUAUAAAGACAAAGAUAAUUACAGUUUGAUGCAAAAAUUGAGGAGCAUAAAACACAUUAAAGACGAUUGUAAAAAAAAUAAGCAUAUAUAUAAUGGUAGAAUACAUUUUGAUAAAGUAUUUGAUUUUUAUACAUAUAAUAAAGAUUUAUCAUUGAAAUUUUUAUUAAAAAAAUAUAUAGAUGAGUCAUUUUUUCAAAAAUAUUUUUCUCCUUUUUCUCUUUUUGAAAAUAUAUUUAAGAAUGAAAAUGAAGCAUAUGAAAACAUUGAUCAGCAUCAUUUACAUGACAAAACAAAAAAUGAAAAAUCAACUACAAAUAAAUUAGACAGGAUUGUAUCAAAUGAACAUAUUUUAUAUAAUAAUCAUAAUAUAGGAAAGACAAAAAAUAUGAAAAAAUUAUAUAAUUAUAAUGAUUUUUUUGCAUACAUAAGAAAAUGGAAAAAUUGUGAAGAUUAUACAAUGUAUAAAUCUGAAUGUAAUAAAUUACAAAAUUGUGAAGAAAUAAUUAAAAUUAAAAACGGAUUUUGCAACGAUAAUGAUAUACAUAUUUGCAAAGACAAUACACAAAAUUUUAAUGAAAACAAAUUUAACAAAUAUUGUAAUAAUAAUUCUAUAGAUGUUAUUUGUAGUACUCAUUUAAAAGAAAAUCAAUUCUAUUUUUUAAAAUAUUUUAAUAUAAAAUAUUUUCUUAUUACUUUCCAACCAUUAAUAGCAUACCACAUAUUAAUCUUAAACUGUAUUUUUUAUAAAUAUGAUAAAUCAAGCAAUUUCGAACAUUAUUUAUAUGUAAAUAAUUAUGAUGUAAAAUUAUUGAAUGAUUAUAUAAUUAGCAACAAUAUUACUUUACCGUUAAAAUUAGAAGAGUGUCUAAAAAAUAUGCUUAUAAAAUUGUGUCUAGAAUUGGUUAUAUUUUAUUUUAAUAACAACAAUAUAUUGUGCUCUAUCUUGUGUUUUCUGGAUUUAUGCAAUAUCCGCAUUGAAAAAUUAAAAAUGUAUAUUCUUUCUAUGAAAAGUGUACAUUAUUAUUUUAAAAAAAAUUAUAAAAGAAAAACAUUUUGGGAUAAGUGGAUAAAAAAAUGUUUUCAAUUUUUUAAUAUCAAAAAUAUUUUUCAUAUUAAUUCAUCCAAAAAAAAUAAAAGCAUAUUUUAUGAAAGUUUUACUUCCCUACACAUAGAUUUUUAUGAGCUUUUUAAUAAAACAUUUAUAGAGUUAGUUGUAAUUAAGUUAUUUUUAGAAUUAUCAAAGGAAAAUGAUGAAUUUGAACAAAUAGGCAAAAAAACAAAUAAUGAAUAUGCAGAUAACAAAAAUAGCUCUACAAAUAUUAGAAGAAAUGUCAUUUCUUCCAAUUUUUAUGAUAAUAAACAAGCAGUUUUAAAUAAUACGAAAACACAAUACUCCAAUUUUAAGGAUACUUACAAUGUAUUCGAAAGACAAAAUAAUUUGAGUGAGGUGGAGAAAUUCACCCCAAUAAUGGCAUAUAGUGAUAUUGAUAAAAAAAAAGAAAAAAAUAAUUUAUCCAGUGAAGAGAAUACUAAAAAUUAUCCUAACAAUGAAGUUAAUUGUAAUAUAUCUACUUAUGAAAAACACAAGUUUAAUGAAUCUAAUGAUAAAAAUAUAUACAACAUAGAUGAUAAUAAAAAUGAAAACGACGAAAAUAAAGUAAAUUAUUAUACAUAUAAAGAAGACAGUGUGAAGAUGUUCAUUUUAAUUUUAUUAGAGAAAUCCAUACAAUAUAGAAUUAAAGAAAAAAAGAAAAAGAAAAAAAAAAAAUUUUAUAACGAUUUUUUGAACAUUAUACCACUAUAUUGCAAUGUUAAUAAUGUACAUCAACCACUCACAUUAUUACAUAUUUUAAGUCGUAAAAAUGAUAUUUUUGUUUUUUUUUACGAAUGUAUUGAUAAAAAAAUUGACAUAAAAACAUGCCAAGAUAUUAUUAAUUUAUAUACAAAAAAUAAAUAUACCAAAAAACAUAUAAGCAUUUUUCUUGAGCAUAUGAAAAAAAAUAUGUCUUUUUUGAUAAAAUUACAAAAUAUGAUGAAAAAUAAUAAAUUAUUAGAUAUACAAAAAUAUUCUAAAGAAAAUAAUAAUGAUUUGAUAAAUGAUUCUAUCGAAAAUAUUGAAUCUGAAUCUCUUACAACAUCAGAUAUCAGUGUUCGAUGGCUACCUUCAAAUAGUAGUAACAUAUCAUUAGUAUUAUUAGAAAAACUGAAAAACAUUUUUAUUACAAAUACAGAUUUUUAUAGUAUUGAAAGUACUUCAAAGUAUGCUAACAAAUCUGCUUUGCAAAUUUUAUAUACAAUUAUUUACAACGAUUUCGAUUAUAAAAAUGUUCGGUUUGCCAUUGAAUUUAUUAUUCAGAAUAAUCAAAGUUAUACAAAGUUUUAUAUUUAUCUAACUGCUUAUGUUGAAUUCAUUUUUAAAAAUAAUUACCCAUAUUUAUUUUUAAAAAAAUGUAAAUAUGUUGUAGAAAAGGAAUUUCUUGAAAAAAACGAAAAUGCUAUUAACUUAAAAAAAUACGAAAAACUUUUUGGUCUCAAUUUUAACACACAUCAUGAAUUAAAAACGUUUAUAAUUCAUUUCAAAAAAAAAAAAGAAGAAUAUGAUAGUUUAAUUACUUUAUUAAAAAAUAUGUGGCUCUUUUUUCAAAUUAUAGAUUAUUUAUUAUUUUUAAGUAAAAUUCAAGUCAUUGAUACAAAUAAGUUAAAAUUUUAUAAUUUUAUUCAAAACCUAACAAGCUAUAAAGAAAAAUCAUUAGAUUUAUUUUUUAAAAUUAUCAAUAAAGAAGAAACAACAUAUUCACUAGUUUUUUUUCUCAUAGCCAAUGAUAUAUUUAAUUUAUUAAGACGUUUUUUUUAUAUCUUUUACUUUGAUACACCAAUUUUUUGUUUAUACAACUUUGUUAAAUGUAUAAAAUCGUAUAAAAUAUCCAAAGCAAAAUAUUAUCUUCAAAAGCAUUAUAACAAAUAUAUUAAAAUUCAUAAAAGAAAUACUUCAGACAAUUUAUAUCAUAUAUUUUGUACUCACGUAAUAAAUUACUUGUUACUGAAUUUUUCCCACAUAAGGUAUUUUAUAUUAAAGAUUCUAAUGGAAACAAAGUUUGAUUACAAAUAUAGAUUUUAUUAUUACACAUAUAAAAAUUUAUAUAGUCUUAAUCUGGAAAAAGAAAUAUAUAUGGACAUUUUUCGUGUUUGUGAAGAGUUAAUAAGUCAAAACAAAUUUACAUAUAUAAAAAAUAUGGUAUCUAAAAUAUAUUCACAAAUAGAAGAUAUAGAACAAUAUGCUUUUGAGUAUAACAAACUUUUCAUUAUAUUGAAUAAAUUUGUGCUUCUACAUUAUUCUUGCUUUAAAAAAUUUAUACAUAUAAUAAAAAACAGAAAAAGCACAGACGAUUAUAUAAGCUUAUUAUAUAAUAAUUCUAUUUCCUUUGGUUAUUCAACAGUAAUUUUUCUCUUAUUUCUUCUAAAUUAUUCUUAUUCCUUCCAAUCAAGAUUAAGCAUUUUUGAGCAGAUUCAUAUUUUAUUUUUAUGUAUAUUUUUAAUAAACGUUAUAAAAAAUAAAGAGCCAAAUUACAAAAAAAGCAAUAUAAAUAAAAAAAAAUAUAUAUAUACAUUUAAUUAUGUAAAGAAUAAGGUACAUAUAUCAGAAAACCUGUUUAAUAAUAAAGCAAUGAAUAAAAACAAAGAUGAAAAAAAUAGACAAAAAAAUAAUACAAAAUUGUGUAUAUUAAAAUUUUUGCCCCUAAAUGAUGAAGAGUAUAAAAAAAUAUUUUUGUUUAAGGAUUACAAUGAAAAUAGAAAAAAAUAUAUUAAAUACUAUAAGGGGGGAAUUCUAAAUUAUGAAAUAUAUAAUAAAUAUAUUAAUUUACGAAACCAAUUUUAUAAUUAUUCAGAAAAGUAUUUCUACGAUUUUACAAAAAACAUAAAUAUCAUUAAAUACUUAUGUAUUCAUAAACAUACAAUUAAAAACUUAAAAUUAAAGCUUAUAUAUUUAUUAAGUUUAAGUACAAAAAGUAAAAUAUCCAUAAAUUUUGAUAAAUUAAAUAUAUCUUAUAUAAAAGACAUUUUAAAAAAUAUAAGUUCGUGGACAAAUAGGAAUAUAAAUGUGCAUGUCCAUUGUGUUACUAAAAAUAUUUAUGUAGAUAGUGAAAAACAGGUUCAGAAAAAACUCAACAAAAUGAUGAACUCCAUUUAUAGAAAUACUCAAUUAAAUAAUUCAAAAAAUACAAACAAAGACAAAAAAAUUCAACAAUAUGAUCACAAUGUAACAAUGAAUUCGUUGGAAAUGCUGCAUCAAAUAGAAAAUAGUAGCAACAAUAAUAAUCAUACUAGUAGUAGAAAUAAUAUAAGAGCGAAUGAAAAUUAUGUUUCUAAUAUAAAAAUUCGCGAUUCAUAUAAAGCUAAAAAUUGCAAUGGAAAUAUAAUGAAAAAUAACAAUUUCAAAGAUACCGAUAAUUACCAUCCUAAUAAAAGUAAUAAUAAUUUAGACUCCAAAUUUAUUUUUAUUGUAAAAGAAUCAAAUGAGAAUAAGCUAUCUAAAACGAACAUAAAUUUAUUAUUAAGCAUAUUUAUUUGCAUAAAUAAUUUAAUAAAUAAUUUAGAUGUAAUUAAAGCACAAUAUAUUAUAGACAAUUUUUAUAUUGAGAAAAUAUAUGAAGAAAUAAAAUAUGAUGAAAAAAAUAAAAUGUUAACAGAAUUGUUAGAAAACCAAAAGAACAAUGAAUAUGAUUAUAAUUCAAAACGACUUAAUAAAUUGAAUAGUGUUAAAAAAAAAAAAAAUGGAAAAGAUUCAUUUUCAAAUAUUGCCAAAAAUCCAAUUAUUUGCUCAUAUUUUUAUGAAUAUUUAAAUGAAGAAGAACACGAAAAUUCAUGUCAUUAUAAUUCUCUUUGUAAAAUAGGAAAUUAUGAAAUAAAUCAAUUCAAUCAAUUGAAUCCAGAGAGUAAAAAAAAAGAUGAUAUAGAUGUAAAAAAAAAUAUAGAAAUUAAAUUAAAUUUGAAUAAUAAUGAUUCGUUUUUAAAAAUUGAUGAUAUAUAUAAAUAUAUUUAUUAUAAUUCAGUUUAUUCACUUGUUAUUUUUUAUUAUUUGUGUAUUGACUCAAAAUUCGGACUACAAUUAAUGAGAUUACUUAAUUGUCCAAAAACAAAGAAUGAAAAUAAAUACAACAAUACAGAUGUGUUAUUUUUUAAUAAUGCUAUAAGCCGAUGUAGUUCUGACAUAUAUAUGUUUGUUUUACAAUCACAAUUAUUAUUUUGCAUUAAAAAAAAUACCUAUAUUAUGUUAAGGCCUAUAUUUUGUGAUUUUAAAAAUGAAGUGCCAAUUUUAAAGAUUUUUUAUUAUGUUUUAAAAUAUUUUAUCAAGGUUAAAAAGGGGAAAAUAUGUGAUGUAUUGAUAGGAAAUAAAUUUAUACACUUAUUUAAUAGCAGAUUAAAUUUGGUAUGUGCAAACUUAUUGGUUUAUCAUAACUUUAUAUUAUUUUUAUUGGAUAAUUUUUAUGUAUACUCCUAUAAAAAAUAUAUUUGUACAAAUUGUAAAAAACAAUGUUGCACCAAUCAUACACACUCUAAAGACAUAAAUAUUGAGUGUGAUACCAAAAUAAAUAUUAAUGACCAUGCACUAAAUAGUAAAAAUGAAUAUGAAUCAAAUAAAGCUUUUAUAUAUUUUGAAUGCUCAUAUGAAUUUUUAAAUAAACAUAUUAAUUUAAUAUCAACUAAUUCCUGCAGCAUAUUAUACAAAAGGUUUUAUUUUAGAACUAUAUUAGAUGCUUAUUUUUACAUAUUAAAAAGUUUGAUAAAAAAUCGGUAUAGUAAAAAUAUUUUAAACGAUCAAAAAGGUUAUACAGAAGCUAAAGACAGAAAAAGACAAAGAAAAUCUUACUAUUACAGUAUUGGAGAUAUUAAAAAAUUAUUGCCUAAUGUUAAAUAUUCGGGUCCAUACUUGUCUAAUUAUCUUUUCUCUAAUUUAAUCACAAUUUACGUAUCGAAUAAUAUAAUAUUACCACUAGAAAUAGAAGUAGAAAUUAUAAUUUUUUUAUAUAGAAUAGCAUGCAAAUUUACAUCAGAAGAACACAUUAAUCAGAUUACGUGCAUAAUCAAGAAAAGAAUUUUAAUUUAUAUUAAAAAGAAAAAAAAUCAUAUUAUUUAUAGAUUAUUGCUAAAUAUAAAUGAAUACGGUAAAUUAUACUUUAUUUUUAAAUUAAUUUUUGAAAAUAAAUUGAUAUUUGAUUUUUUAAAAUAUAGUAAAAAUGUGUUUUCACAUUUAAACGUAUAUAAUUUUAAUAAUGACCUAAGUGUCUCAUUAAAUAGUAAUUGUUUAAUAUAUCAUGAAAAGGUUUGCAAAUUAAAGAAUUAUUUUUUUAACGAUACUGGAAAAGUACCAAAAAAAUUAUGUGACAAUGUUUUUGAAAAUGAUAAAUGCGCAUGCCAAAUUAGCAAUUACAAUGAUGCAAAAAUAAGCCAAUGCCAAAAGAAUCAUGAAAAUUGUUGUAAUGCUUUUAUAAAAGAAGAAAAUAUUGUAAAAACAACAAAUUUUAAGUUUUUUUUAAAUAUGCUUGAUAAUAUGUACAAAAAAGAUAAAUUGAAGAAAAAUGAAAUUGAAAAAAACAAAAUGAACAUUUGCUACGAUUUUAAUAAUUUAUAUUUCACAGACUUGUUAAACUUGUAUGAAAGAAAUGUAAUUUUGUUCCAAUACAAAAAUAAUCAAAAUAAUUUGUGCUUAUUUUAUGAUGAUCAUUUUUUUGUGUAUAUAUUAGCAUUCUACAUAAGUAUUUAUUGCAAACAAUUCAAUAAGGGGGAUUUUGAACUUAUAACCACAAUUUAUAAAAAAAUUGGAUUAAAGUAUGAAUUGUAUAAACUUUUACAUAAAAGAACGAAAAAUUGCAUAAAUAUGCUAAAAUCUGAUAAAGACAUUUUUGAAAAUGAUAACACAAUUCAAACAAUAAUAUUUUGUAUAAACAUAUUACAUCAUUGUGCUUUGAUACUAUUAGAAAUUCAAAAUCUGUAUAAAUAUAAUCGUAAUAUAAAUAAUAUAUACCUUUUAAUUUUGCAACUUAAGUAUAUUUAUUUAUAUAAUAAAGAUAUUUUACAAAAUACAAAAAAUCAAAAUUUUAAAUUAUAUAUAAAUAAUUAUAUUAAAUUAGACAGCUUAAUAAAUAAUAAUGUAUGUAACAACGAAAUUCAUGAGAUUUUCGAAAAUAUUAUACAAAAUAACAUUAAAAUUGGCUAUUACAAAAUAAAAUUUUUAAAUUUAUCGCUUGAAGAUUUCAUUUUUUUAGUUGAAUCUCAUCCGUUAUUUUAUGAAACCCUAAUUUUGUUAAAGGCUUAUGAGAAAUAUUAUGAUGACAUAGUAUACUCAUUUAUACCCAAAAUUUUAUACAUCCAAGUUGUUAUAUAUGGCAACAAAAAAUACUUGCACGAUUACUGUUCUUACAGUUGUAUUGAUAAAAAUACAACCAAAUAUAUAGUGAAAUUAUUUAUGAUAAACAGUGUUCAUUUAAAAUAUAAUAAUAAUUUCCCAACAAAAAAAUAUAAGUAUAUAACUAUCAAAGAAAAUACUUUAAUCUUUGAUUUUUCAUCAUAUAUAAAAUCCGCAAUAAAUCUCAACAUUCCAAAAGAAAAUAAAAAAGAUGAUAUUUUUAAUUAUCCUAUGCAUAUAAUAUCGCUUAAAUAUAUUUUAAGUCAAUUAAAUAAUAUAGAUUAUAAAAUAAAGGCUUGCAAAAAAUUAGGAUCUGAUUUUGAUGAUAUGCAUUAUGAAUGCAAAAAUAUUCUAAAUUUGACAAUGACAUAG
Molecule: messenger RNA, 16950 nt
Organism: Plasmodium yoelii
Lineage: Eukaryota; Apicomplexa; Aconoidasida; Haemosporida; Plasmodiidae
Product: conserved Plasmodium protein, unknown function
Exons: 12
Coding region: 1-16950 (5649 amino acids)
Source: RefSeq, a predicted model, not a curated record